Molecule: messenger RNA, 2603 nt
Organism: Nothobranchius furzeri (turquoise killifish)
Lineage: Eukaryota; Metazoa; Chordata; Actinopteri; Cyprinodontiformes; Nothobranchiidae
Gene: tspan11
Product: tetraspanin 11
Cellular component (GO): plasma membrane
Source: RefSeq, a predicted model, not a curated record
AGUUACACGCGGAUGCACCACACUGGUGACUGGACAGCCUGGAAGCAACAAGCUCAGCUGGACUAACGCCCACCGACGCAGUGGCGCAAAGUUGUCGGUGUUCAGAAGGAAAACAGCAGAAACAGGAGCUGUUUAUUCCUACAGCAGCGUAGCGUGAACUGAGCUGGAGGUGAGAAGAUGUCCGCGGUAUAUAAAGAGGAUCAGGAGGACUGGUUGACUGUUUGUCUCAAAUAUCUGCUUUUUGUUUUCAACUUUCUCUUUUGGGUGGGUGGAGCUGCCGUCUUGGGAGUAGGAAUCUGGACCCUGGUGGAGAAGAGUGACUACUUAAGUCUGCUGGCCUCCAGUACCUUCGCUGUCUCAGCAUAUAUUCUCAUCCUGGCUGGCAGCUUGGUUGUAGUUACUGGUUUCUUAGGCUGCUGUGCUGUCAUCCGGGAACAGAGAAGCUGUCUGUCAACGUAUUUCUUCUUCCUGUUGCUGAUCUUCCUGAUUGAGCUGGUAGCUGGAGUACUGGCUUAUGUGUAUUAUCAGAGGCUGAGCGAGGAGCUCAAGCUGCAUCUGAACCAGACGUUGGCUGAGAAUUAUGCCCAGCCCGGGAAGGAGGCCAUCACAGCAGCAGUGGACAGCCUGCAACAGGAUUUCAAAUGCUGUGGAAGCAACAACUCCCAGGACUGGAUGCUGAGUGUGUACAUUCUGUCAGCGCAGGCAGAAAGCAGAGUGGUGCCUGACAGCUGCUGUAAAACAAUCACGCCUUUCUGUGGGAUGAGGGACCACCCCUCCAACAUCUACAAGGUGGAGGGGGGUUGCAUCACUAAGCUGGAGGAGUUUCUUACAGAACACCUUCUGGUCAUUGGUGCUGUGGGGAUUGGAGUGGCCUGUCUUCAGCUGGCCGGGGCACUCUUGACAGCCUGCUUUAUCUAUCUGCUUUAUAAAGAAGAGGAAGAGGACUUUGGUGCAUUGUAAUUUGGCUCUAGAGCUCCUUGGCGUACUAAAUCAUGUGCAUAGACCAGAUCUGUGGGAUGGUUCUCACCUGCUGCUUGCACAGGAGGAUCAAGACGGAGCCUUACUGAGGCUUUAAUAGGCAGAUGGAACGUAGCCUCCUGACACCCGGCUUCCACCUGUGGAUCUUAAAUUCUGAGCUAGCCAAGCGCACAUAUUUUCCACCUUAGAGUCUGUAAACUACAGGAGCAUCCCAUCCCUUUAUCUUGGCUCAUGCAUGCUGUGAUUUGGGCAGGACAGGAAACAAAAACCUUUAAAAUGUUGCCGUUUACACAAUUAAUGCUGAACCAACUUCUGAAUUUCACCUUUUUCUCCCCUAGCUUGAAAUGUAUUUACUCUUUCUUUGCUCGGAGUCUGUCUAGAGUUUAGGAUUCUGCUGUUUGGCCCAAUCCCAAUACUCGCACUUACACCCUUGUGCCCUUCAUUUGCGCGUUCCCGGCCAGGGGUGCGAGUGCGUAGGGUGUCCCGAUUCUCAAGCCCCCAUUGCACCCUUAAGCUGCACUUCACCCACAGGCAAGGGUAUUACCCACAAUUCAUUGCUGCGGGAGAAAUGGCUCAAGUUUCUUUUCUGAAAAUAUGUAUUUUCUAAUAAAAUUAGUUCAUUUUAGGAUGAUUAGUCGAUGCUCUGAAAGUUUUAGACAAAACAGCAAUAAAGUUAAGUUUAAUUGCUUUGUUGUUUGCUUGAAAGUUGUUAAUAAAGGUUUUUGAAAAAAGUUUCACAGCUACCAGCAUCCCAGCAUGCGUUGCGAUCGAUGACGCAAUGCUCCUCAUCUCAAUUCUGCAAUUAUUUACACAAUUGUGUACCACACACUCGAACACUACUGCGCACUUCCUCCAAGUGCACUUCGCUGAAGUCCGCAGGGCGCAGUGCGAGUAUUGAGAUUGGGCCUUAUUUAGCUUUCUGUUAAUCUGUGCCUUAAAUUCUUAAACUACCACGAUACAUUGGGGAAUGAAAAUUAUUGUAUUUAUUUUCAUACUUAUUUCUAUUUUCAUGCACAAAGAUGUCUAAAAAAUCAUAUAUUUGUAACGAAAAGGCAAAUUGGUCCUUUUCAAAAUGAUGUAUAAGUCUUUGAGUGCUUGGCUCCACCUAGUGACCAGAAUUAGUGAUGUAUUAUCAGAUGUUUCUGUUGAAAUGGUUUAGAAACGUGUAGAAUGACCAUUCUAUUCUUAAAUUCCCAUUAAUUCAUUAAUCUUAUUUCAUGACUUUUCUGGACCCUGCUCUGUUUGUUUUCUACAUGGACGCUGAUGACAAGGGCAGGCUGCUGUAAAACAAAGCAAGAUGGGACUUAUUAGAAAUAUUUUCUGCCUAUCGUAUCAUUUUAAGUUUGUUUAUGUUAUAAAUAGCAAAUUCUUAGUUUGAUUAAUUUGCACUCUCUUCAUUUGUUUGAGAUUUUUUAUUUAAGUCUAUAACAGGAAAAUUAACGUUUGUUCAAAGGCUGCUUUCUCAUGUUAUUUAUAUCGACUCUUUCUUGUUUUCCCGAUUCACUUCAAACUGAAAAUGUGUGUAAAUUACAAGAUGAUCGAUCACUGGAAUGUGCUUCAACUAUUGAUUUGUUUUUCCACAGAAGGAUUGAAUGCUCUUAAAUAAAUGUCAAAAGUGUGAUGCA